AUGGUCGAGUCAACGUCUCGUCAGUCAUCUCGUAAGCAAAUAAGUGACACAAAAUACCUCAAUAGUAUUUUCAAAAUGGCAGUGAGUUUGGUAAUAUUAUUACAGUUGUGUCUUAGUGUAGUUCGUUCGGAUAUUUAUAAUGUGAACAUCAGUACUGAGGGUCACAUCAAUCUGGUCGACGACAGGUUUCUCAGUUUCAGUAUAGACCCCAGAUAUCUGUUGCUGUCCGAUGAGAAGUAUUACAGUAAGGAGUGCACCUGUAUGGCGUCCGCUCUGUCGCCGGCCUUCCUGCGGAUUGCUGGACCCACUACCGCACGUCUCGGCUUCAACAACCACACCGUGCGCUUCGAUGAUGAUGAUGAACAAGGUGACUUAUCAAAAGAGUUUCGCGACACUUUGGUAACGAGAUCACAAUGGGAGAGGUUCACAAAGUGGGCCCAAUCAAUUGGAUUGGAGCUGGUGUUUGCUUUAAACAGUAGUGACAAAACUCGUUCCGGUAUGUGGGACCCCAACACUACUUUAAACAUCUUCACAGCAGCUGACGCCGCGCACAUUGGGAAUAUGUUUUGGCAGCUGGGCUACGAGUGCAAAAACCAAUCUAUAGAAGAAUACUUGAAUGAUUUACAAACUCUCCGUGUCAUUAUCGAGACGUUUCCUCCAGGGCGAGACAAGUCCUGGAAAGUGGUGGGCGCUGAUGUCACCGACUGCUUACAAGCAGACUCUAAAAGUGACUUCAAGGAUUACGUCUCUUUAUCAAACGACAUGACGGACGCCAUAUUUUUAAAUGGAAAUUCAUCAUCCCGAGAAUUAGAGCGCAUGUCUGAAAAAGAAAGAUUAAAACUGCUUAAGUUAUUAAGCAGAAGCAAUAUUCCACUUUGGCUGACAGAGAAGUCUCAACAAGAUGGAGAGUUAGAGAGAGCUGCCGAAUGGAUGGCUAGCCUCGGAUUCGCAGCACGAAACGGGUUCUCCGUUCACUACCGAGAGUUGUUGGAAGAUGAGUUGCACGUCCCAACGUUGAGUUUUUAUAUGGCCCUCUUGUUUAAAAACCUAGUAGGACAACGGGUCCUCGAUGUUGAUAUGGACGCAUCUAAUGCUACUCUAUUUGCCCACUGCACUUCGCUACAUCAUAGUCCAAUUCCUGGAGCUCUCACCCUGUAUGGCGCAAAUAUGGACGAUGAACCUGCGAGGUUCUCUAUCAAAAUGUCGCAGAAAGAAGAAGGAGGAGAUAUAAUGCAGUUCAUACUCGGACAUGAUCUAAAUGGGAACAUAGUAGUGAACAGCAAAGCCAUGUAUUACGACGGUGAUAUUCGUCCAGUAAUAAAACGGAUUCGUCCAUAUAAAACUUUACUCAUAAAUCUUCCACCUAAGUCAUUUGGCUUCUGGGUUUUAGCAAGUACUCAAAAUGUAGGGGCAUGCCGGGAUUAUAAUAAUAAAUAUACAUAUUUGAGAAAAAUUAGACCAUUUAGGACAAUUAAAUCUAUGACAUCACAUAAAAGGCUAUCUAGGCAAUCUAAAGGUAAGCCCACGAUUGAUCAAGAUAACAUCGUUAACUCUAAUAAGCAACAAGAGGCUCCAAAAUCUUAUAACCCACAAAGGAAUAUAAAAAAAGAUGAUUUAAAUGAACACAAAGCAGCACCAAGAUUUAUGGAAAAUCAUCCAAAAGAGAACAUGAAAUUACGCAAAAAAAGAAGUAUAAAUGACAAGAACCAAAUGAAGGCCAGUUUUGUUUCCUCAGAGAACACAAUUGACAUUGACAGCAAAGAAACACAAAGAUUCGCGAAAAUUUUUAAAAAGAUUAAGAGAAUUAGCAAUUUGCCAAUGAAAGUUAUUAACAAAGAAGAAUUCGUUGAUGAUGAAGAUAUUCAACCAGAAGAAGAGAACGGAGUGAUGUUACAUACGAAACUGACUGAGGACGGCGCAGUUAUAAAUGUCAGUGACCAUACAAAUUCUGGCAUUAUAAGAACUACUUUUGAAGAUCUAUUGUCGUUACUAUCAGAGCUUAACCAAAAUUUGAAAAGGGUUUGGAGUGUCGUUACACUUUUAGAGUAA
Molecule: messenger RNA, 2049 nt
Organism: Leptidea sinapis
Lineage: Eukaryota; Metazoa; Arthropoda; Insecta; Lepidoptera; Pieridae
Product: heparanase
Exons: 9
Coding region: 1-2049 (682 amino acids)
Cellular component (GO): extracellular matrix
Source: RefSeq, a predicted model, not a curated record